Exophiala xenobiotica is the source of this 1347-nucleotide messenger RNA. RefSeq lists its product as uncharacterized. The transcript has a single exon. Lineage: Eukaryota; Fungi; Ascomycota; Eurotiomycetes; Chaetothyriales; Herpotrichiellaceae. The record is from RefSeq and is a predicted model, not a curated record. Bases 1 to 1347 code for a protein of 448 amino acids.
AUGGACAGAAAGCAAGGUUCGACUGAUCGAGACGACGCAUCUCACAGCCCCAUGAAGCAGGAUGAGGAUGACAGCCCCCAGAGCAACAUUGGUGAUACGGUCACGGUGGCAGAUGAAGCCAAAGGGGAAGCACAUACCAAUUCGGAGGAAGAAGACCUCCAGGACCAUGCAGGACAAGAAACCCAGCUUCAGCGUGAGGAUGAAGCCGCCGAAAAGGAUUCAUCGACUGCAAUGCCGACCACAAGCACGCCGGCGGCAUCUGGUCUCAAUCAACAAAUGCCAGCGACAGCGGCCUCAGCUGGAGAUCCUGCCCUUCCAGAAUUCAUACGAUCGGGUCCUCAUCCGAGAUUGCCGCAGAACCACCCCAUACCGCAAGCCCCAAGGAUGAUUGGACGUGGGGAAGAUGCCGGUAGUAACCUGCUCGCGCUGUUUGGCAACGACAACCGCCCAAGAACGAGGUACCGCCUCCGAAUCCGCGAAGGCAGAGCGGGCAACGACGCCUGGAAACGAUACCGCCCGGCAAACGCGACGAUCCCAGCAGGACUGACGCUGGAGGACAUCUGCCGCCAAUAUCCAAACCAUGUUUGGGGCACAGGACUGCGGCUGUUCGAGGCUGAAGGCUGGAAAGCGAAGCGGAUUUGGGAUACACUCCCACCCGACGGCCGGAAUGAAGGAGCCGGUAUAAGACCAUGGAACUAUCUUCAGGCCAGAGUAGGUCGAGAAAAGAAGGCGCUGUAUGAAGAGCAGACAGGAAGGAAAUGGGAGGCGAAGCCCAAGAAGGCGGCGGCUCCUGCUGCCGCGUUCGCACCUCAAAUAGCAGCUCCUCCACCUGCAGCACAAGCAAAUCGCCCUCGACAAACAGAGGGACAACGGCUAGAACACCUCAUCAGGCAGGAGCAGGCCAGGAUUCUCUCGACCUUGGUCGACCUCAAUCGUGCGCGUGGCGUGGCUGAUCCUCGCACAGCGGCAGAGAGACAAUGGCAUGAUAGACACAGCCAGUUUACCACCCAGCUCAAUGCAGCUCUCGACAAUCAAGUACCUGGAAUGCAAUCCGCAUUCAAUCAAGACCCUGUCGACAUGCUGAGGAUGAUGUGGCAGUGGGACAAUGGCCAGAAUGGCAAUGAAUCGUGGGUAGAGUACGGGCUUCGGUCGAUUCGGGAGGCGCGGAGGUCUUAUAUCGGAAACAUGCAGCGUUGGGGGGUCCGGUGGGAACAGGAGCUGGCUCGCUUAACCGGCGGGCCCUCAGGUCAGCUCAUUGCUGAUCAAGACCAGGGUGGACAUGGAAGUGCUGCUCAUAGGGAUAUGGAUGACGACAAUCAAGAUGAAGUCAUGGAAGACGGCCAAUGA